Molecule: messenger RNA, 3368 nt
Organism: Ooceraea biroi (clonal raider ant)
Lineage: Eukaryota; Metazoa; Arthropoda; Insecta; Hymenoptera; Formicidae
Gene: Prp5
Product: pre-mRNA processing factor 5
Molecular function (GO): RNA helicase activity; nucleic acid binding; ATP binding
Source: RefSeq, a predicted model, not a curated record
AGGGUCCUAGUCAGCGCCUUCAGCAAGCUUCGCUCCAUUGCUACGCUGCACGCUGAGGGAGCGGUUGUUGACGUUUUGACUAAUAGCUUAAGAAAACCAUAUUCAAACAUGGUACGAAGCAGCGACAAGGACAGACAUCACCGACGAAGAUCCAGAUCGAGAUCGAGAUCCAGAUCGACCGAACCCGAAAAGAAACGGCGCCGGUCGAGAAGCAGAGACCGAGAAAGGGACAAGGGACGACACAGGGAACGGAGGAGCCGUUCUCGGGACAGAGACAGGGAGAGGGCUGACAGGAGGGACCGUUCCGACAGGGACAGGGAUCGCGAGAGAAAACGUGGAGACAGUAAAGAAAAGCGUCUUACAGGCUCAAAGUCUUCACGCUCUGGCAAAGAACGUUCGAACAGGUCUCGGUCACGCGAUAGAAAGGAUAAAGACAAGGGCGACAGUGAAGAGCUGCCUUUCGAUCACACGAAAUUAGAUAAGGAAGAAGAACAAAAACGGCUAGAAUUGGAAAUGCAAAAAAGGAGAGAAAGGAUAGAAAGAUGGCGGGCAGAGAGGAAGAAAAAAGAGCUGGAAGCAACCAAAAAAGACGGUAAGACAUCUAUUUUGGCAAAUCUUCAGCUACCCAUGAAAAAGUGGUCCCUUGAGGAUGAUAGUGACGAAGAGACUCCUGUGGUACAGAAUAACACCAAGGAGACAAAGGAGGAAGGUGUAAAGGAAGAAGUUGAGGAAGUAAAGGAGGAAGUGAAAGAUGAAGAAGAGGAGAUUGAUCCGCUUGAUGCUUUUAUGGCAGAGGUUCAAGAGGAAGUGAGGAAAGUAAAUAAGCUUGACAACAAAGCUCCGAAAAGUGCCAACAAUGGCACCAAUUCUGGAGCGCAGAGUGGUGGCGUGGUCAUUGUGACUGGCGUGGCCAAGAAGAAGGUUCAGAAACAAAAGGGAGAAUUGAUUGAGCAAAAUCAAGACGGAUUAGAGUAUUCCAGCGAAGAAGAGGGCGAGAAUCUUCACGAAACCGCAGCUGGUAUCGCGAACAAGCAGAAGCGAGAAUUGGCUAAGGUCGAUCACGCCACGACAGAUUAUCAGCCAUUCCGAAAGUCCUUCUACGUGGAGGUUCCUGAAAUCGCAAGAAUGACGCCAGAAGAAGUGGAAGCGUACAAGGAAGAAUUAGAGGGUAUUCGCGUGAAAGGUAAAGGCUGCCCGAAGCCUAUCAAGUCUUGGGCGCAAUGCGGCGUUACCAAGAAGGAACUGGAGGUGUUGAAGAAACUCGGUUACGAGAAACCGACACCCAUCCAGUGCCAGGCAAUCCCGGCUAUAAUGUCUGGUCGGGAUCUUAUAGGUAUUGCAAAAACAGGUAGUGGAAAAACACUGGCGUUUCUGUUACCAAUGUUUCGCCAUAUUCUCGAUCAAUCGCCAUUAGCCGACGGUGAUGGACCUAUCGCUUUGAUUAUGACACCGACCAGAGAGUUGUGCAUGCAGAUCGGCAGAGAUUCAAAGAAAUUUACAAAAUCGUUAGGGCUUUCACACGUGUGCGUUUAUGGCGGGACCGGCAUUUCCGAGCAAAUAGCCGAACUUAAAAGAGGAGCUGAGAUCAUCGUGUGCACGCCUGGAAGGAUGAUCGACAUGCUGGCUGCCAACAGCGGACGAGUGACGAAUUUGCGUAGAGUGACGUACGUUGUAUUGGACGAGGCUGACAGAAUGUUUGACAUGGGUUUCGAGCCGCAGGUGAUGCGCAUCAUGGAGAACGUGAGGCCGGACAGGCAGACAGUAUUGUUCAGCGCAACGUUUCCGAGGCAAAUGGAGGCGCUGGCGAGAAGAAUACUCACGAGGCCAGUGGAGGUGCAAGUCGGAGGACGUUCCGUUAUUUGCAAGGAUGUCGAGCAACACGUGGUCGUGCUGGAGGAGGAUCAGAAGUUCUACAAGUUGCUGGAGAUCCUCGGGCAUUACCAGGACAAAGGCUCCGCCAUCAUAUUCGUAGACAAGCAGGAGAAUGCAGACACCUUGCUUAAGGAUCUUAUGAAGGCUUCGUAUUCCUGCAUGUCCCUUCAUGGCGGCAUAGAUCAAUGUGACAGAGAUUCAACCAUUCUGGACUUCAAAGCUGGUCGUACGAAAUUGCUCGUGGCAACGUCCGUGGCCGCCAGAGGUCUGGACGUUAAGCAGUUGGUGUUAGUGGUCAAUUAUGAUUGUCCUAAUCACUACGAGGAUUACGUGCACCGAUGCGGCAGGACUGGCAGGGCUGGAAAUAAGGGAUAUGCGUACACUUUCAUCACGUCAGAGCAGGAACGUUACGCUGGCGACAUUUUACGCGCGCACGAGUUAGCGGGCGUUCCGGUUCCGGAACCCUUGCGUCAGUUAUGGGAGGGUUACAAGGCGCGUCAAGCCGCGGACGGGAAGAAAGUGCAUACCGGUGGCGGUUUCAGCGGCAAAGGAUUCAAGUUUGAUGAAUCGGAGGCCGCUUUGGCGAACGAGAAGAAGAAAUUCCAGAAGGCAGCUUUGGGCUUGCAAGAUUCCGACGACGAAGACAUAGAAAAUGAUAUCGACCAGCAGAUCGAGAGUAUGCUGGCACCUAAGCGAACAGUUCGCGAGAUAGCCAGACCUACCGCGGCUAGCAUCACGGUUCCUGGUCAACCGGUACCUAGUGCUACCGACAAGCUAGAAUUGGCCAGAAGAUUAGCCUCGAAGAUAAACAUCGCAAAGAAUCUGGGCGCCGAGGCGAAAGGUGCAACUCAGCAAGCUGCGGAAGCCAUACUCAAGGGUGCGGGACCUACGAACCUCAUUACGGCGAAGACAGUGGCGGAACAACUGGCGGCGAAACUGAACACCAAAUUGAAUUAUCAACCACGUGAGGAAGAUCUGGUAGAGAGCGACGCGGAAACGGGCGAGCAAACGUUCCGCAAGUACGAGGAGGAGCUUGAGAUCAACGACUUCCCGCAACAAGCGAGGUGGCGAGUCACGAGCAAAGAAGCUCUGGCUCAGAUCUCGGAAUACUCCGAGGCGGGUUUGACCGUGAGAGGAACGUAUAUCGCACCUGGAAAAACGCCUCCGGAGGGUGAGAGGAAGCUGUACCUGGCGAUAGAAUCGACGAGCGAAUUGGCGGUGAGCAAGGCCAAGGCGGAGGUUUCUAGACUUAUCAAGGAGGAACUCAUCAAGCUACAGGCAUCUGGUGCUCACACUGCGUCACGUGGUCGAUACAAAGUUUUGUAAAAUGUUUCAAUUACAUACACAUACACACAUAUUCGGAAUGUUACAUUACACAAAUGUUACAUCUUGAUAUGUAUGCAUGACAAAAGUUAAAAAUUUAUUACACAUUCACAUGAUGAUAUAACGUGUUUGUAUUUAACGAUACAAUAACAAAGUAUACUUAUAAACACCUA